Thrips palmi is the source of this 440-nucleotide messenger RNA. Its product is annotated as vacuolar ATPase assembly integral membrane protein VMA21 homolog. The transcript is spliced from 5 exons. Gene Ontology annotation, biological process: vacuolar proton-transporting V-type ATPase complex assembly. Bases 1 to 288 code for a protein of 95 amino acids. Lineage: Eukaryota; Metazoa; Arthropoda; Insecta; Thysanoptera; Thripidae. The record is from RefSeq and is a predicted model, not a curated record.
AUGUCUUCUCGUCAUUGUGUACAUUAUUGCCCAGGAUUGAAGGAUACGGAUCUGUCCAUCUUUGGAGUAGUUCUCUACUAUUCUUUGUUAAUCAUUGUAAGUCCCGUGGUUACAUUCUUCUCAUCCAAAUAUGUCUUUGAGGAUAUACUAAGCCUUGCAAGUACCACGGCUAACAUUAGUGCUGCUCUGUGUGCAGUAGUAAUGCUUCACGUUGCUCUGGGAAUGUACAUUUUCAAGGCGUAUUCUAAACCAACUGAAGUGCCUGACAAACCUGCCAAGCAAGAUUAAAUAGUUUUUGUCUUUUAGGUUUGUAUGAACAAUAAGAUGGCUGUAAACAAUGAAUUUCCUGAGUUUGUUAAAGGCCAAAAACUAUUUAUUACACUGAAAGACAACCGAAGUCUUGAAGGGACAUUCAGCCGUUCAAAUUCAGUCAGGAAGGC